AUGUACUUUCAUCAAACCGGCGGAGCAGCAAUUGGGUCCCCAAUAUCCCCCCUAGUGGCAGAGCUAUUUUUGCAAAUGCUGGAAAUGCAGACUAUUCAUCAUAAUCUCAAUAUUAACUUCUGGAGAAGAUUUGUGGACGACGCCUUCAUCAUCGCAAAGGGGAGAAAACUUAAAAGCAUACAUGAUCAACUGAAUAAUUUCAAUCCUGCCAUUGAAUUUACUCUGGAAGUAGAGAAAGAAGGGAAAUUACCUUUUUUGGACACAAUGCUGUAUGACAAAAACGAUGGACAAAUUGGACACUACGUUUAUCGAAAGCCCACCCAUAACAACAAAUAUUUGGAUUUCAAAUCUUUCCAUCCUAAUGCUCAUAAAAUAAGCGUAUGUGACACAUUGUUAAGAAGAGCUCUAAUUCUAUGCGAUGAUGACCACAUAAACGAAGAGAUUGACUUCGUAACCAACACAUUGAAGUCUAAUGGAUACCCUGAAGAAAUGAUAAAAAGGAGACUGAACAUCGUCAAAGAAAAAAUUGUACACCCUCAGCCAACCGAUGAGAUACAAAAACGCGUAAUUCUACCAUGGGCAGGAAAGCCAACUACCAAAAUUGCUCAGUUCUUGCGCAGGAAACUAUCAUGGGAAAUUGGAUAUUAUCCUGGACAAAAAGUAUCAACAUUGGUAUGCAAUAUGAAACAAAAAUCAAAACCACUGAAUGCAGGCAUUUAUGAAUUUAAUUGCGCGAACUGUCCCAAAAAAUAUAUUGGAGAAAGUGGAAGAUGCAUAGAUAAACGCUUUUCAGAACACCAAAACGAUGUAAGAAGAUCAAACAUUAAGCACCCAUUUUCCUCCACACAGCUGAAGAACAACAUCAGAUUGACACAACAUCUCUGA
Molecule: messenger RNA, 885 nt
Organism: Folsomia candida
Lineage: Eukaryota; Metazoa; Arthropoda; Collembola; Entomobryomorpha; Isotomidae
Exons: 1
Coding region: 1-885 (294 amino acids)
Source: RefSeq, a predicted model, not a curated record